Messenger RNA from Arabidopsis lyrata subsp. lyrata, 1028 nucleotides. RefSeq lists its product as uncharacterized. The transcript is spliced from 5 exons. The coding region runs from base 150 to 803 and encodes 217 amino acids. Lineage: Eukaryota; Viridiplantae; Streptophyta; Magnoliopsida; Brassicales; Brassicaceae. The record is from RefSeq and is a predicted model, not a curated record.
UAGGCACAGUAUUCACAUGGCAUAUUGGCAUCGAUAAUCAUGGGACUAAUAAGAAUUUCAGUCCACAAAUUCCAAAAGAAAUUCAAAAUUGAACUCUUAAUCAAAAACCCAAAUGAGAGCCACAAAAACGAAGACAUCAAGAAACGACGAUGAGCUGCUUCACUGCUUCUCUCAUCUCUUCUUUGACGCCUCCCUCACUCGUCUCGCUCAACCAUCUUCCUCCUUAUUCCAUCGUCCACAGAACCACACUCAAGCCAACAAGCCUUACUCAUUCACAGCCUCCUCGAUUAUCCUCAUCCUAUGGUCCGGCUGCCAAAGCUGCGACAGCCAACGACGUUGUUCCCGAAACAGCUCCGACAUCAGCGUCUGAGGUCGUCUCCAGCUUCUACGCCGCCAUUAACAUCCAUGACUUGUCAUCUGUUACAGACCUCAUCGCUCAAGACUGCGUCUACGAGGAUCUCGUCUUCUCAUCUCCUUUCGUUGGCAGAAAGGCAAUUCUAGAUUUCUUCGGUAAAUUCAUUGAAUCAACAAGUACGGAUCUGCAAUUCGUGAUAGAUGACAUUUCAACAGAGGACUCUUCAGCUGUUGGAGUUUCUUGGCAUUUAGAAUGGAAGGGAAAGAAUUUCCCAUUUAGCAAAGGUUGCAGCUUUUACCGGUUAGAGGUGAUUGAUGGGAAGAGACAGAUCGUAUACGGAAGGGACUGCGUCGAGCCUGCAAUCAAACCUGGAGAAACAGUUCUGGUUGCUAUAAAGGGAGUUACCUGGCUGCUGCAGAAAUUUCCUCAACUGGCUGACCAAUUCUGAUGUAACUAUAACGCUCUUGCUUGAUGACGUGAAUCAGCUCACAAAUAAAGGUUUUCUUUAUGGUAUAUAGGAAAAAUACUUCGGCAGCAAUCCCCCACCAUUGUCCAAUUUGUGUUAAUGUAUAUACUAGAAGUUGUCAUGUGUUUUCAACUUCAUGUCGGUCUGAUGAUGUGCAGGCGUAUAUAGAACAUGUGCUAUUAACUAAAUAAAUCUCCAGUUGAUCAU